UAUUCCAAAUUAUUCACAAUAAAGACUCAGCUUUUGUGUAUUAUCAUUCUUGUUAUUAAAAACAAUCAGACAGAGAUUAGCAAUAUCUAUGGCGAUGGGGGAAGAAGUGGAAUUGUUUGGUGGAUGGAUGAGUCCAUUUAGCCGGAGAGUGGAGUUGGGUUUGAAACUCAAAGGCAUUGAUUAUAAAUAUCAUGAAGAAGAUUUGAAGAACAAAAGUGAUUUCCUUUUGACUUACAACCCAAUUUACAAGAAAGUCCCUGUUUUUCUUCACAACGGAAACCCCAUCUCAGAGUCACUUAUAAUUCUUGAGUACAUCGAUCAAGUUUGGAACUCACUUUAUCCUUUCUUUCCUCAACAAAAUCCCUACGAAACAGCUCAAGCAAGAUUCUGGGCUAAUUAUAUAGAUGACAAGGUUUUGGCUGCUACACUGAAGGCUGCAAAAAGCAGCAAAAGAGAAGAGAGAGAGAAGGGUUUGGAAGAAACAGAGGAGACAUUAAAACCACUUGAGAAAGAGCUUCAAAACAAGAAGUUCUUUGGAGGAAAUAAAAUUGGAAUUGUGGACAUUGUUGGAACUGUAAUUGCAUAUUGGAUCCCAGCCAUUGAAGAAGCUUUUGGAUUUGAGCUGUUAACAACAAAAAAGUUUCCAAAGUUAACCAAAUGGAGUGAAGAGAUUGUAAACAACAGUGUGGUCAAACAGGUUUUGCCUCCAAAAUCUAAACUUGUGGCCUACUUCGAGUUGCAAGUUGUUUCAAUAACCAACUAGACAAUUUGUUGCUUUCUUUUGUAUCUUCAAUAGACCACCUGCGUUAUGUAACAAAAUAAAUCUCUAACCUUUUGGUAAGGUCGAGAAUGUACUCUAAUAUUACCUAUAUAUUUUGCUCCUUCCCAGCCAUCAUUUUCUUGAUGGCUAUUUUCAAAUACAUAGAAUAAAUCAAAAUAUUUACAAUUAGUGUUUA
Molecule: messenger RNA, 956 nt
Organism: Cucumis sativus (cucumber)
Lineage: Eukaryota; Viridiplantae; Streptophyta; Magnoliopsida; Cucurbitales; Cucurbitaceae
Product: probable glutathione S-transferase
Exons: 2
Coding region: 89-763 (224 amino acids)
Biological process (GO): glutathione metabolic process
Cellular component (GO): cytoplasm
Molecular function (GO): glutathione transferase activity
Source: RefSeq, a predicted model, not a curated record